CCAGGCCCAGAAGCCUCGUUUCCUCCACCAGGUGAUCCCACUAUACUCUCUCUAAAAAAAAGGUGAUCCCACUAUAAAUAUCCCCGUAACCGUCGGCCGCCACUUCCACCUCUCCGCUGAUCAGCCGCUCAUCGCCGGUGUACGAAGCGUCGACGCCAAGCGCCGCCCUGCCCCUCCGAGUCUCCGACCCGGCGCCGCCGCCCUUAGCCGACGAGUUGGGACCAUGGCUCGCCAACAGCUAGGAAAAACCCUUCUUAAGAGUGCUAGGUUUAGGGAUCUAGUGGAGCAGUCUGGUGAGUUGAAGGGGAAGAAUAGUGGUGAGAAAAGCAAAAGUCUAGGAAAAUCCCUGCUUAAGGGUGCUCAGGUUAGGGCUCGUGCAGAGCUCUCUGGUGAGACAAAGGGGAGGAAGAGUAAUGAGAUGGUGGACAUAGCUCUUGUCCUUGAGAAAAGUGGAACUGCUGAAAAAGCACUGCAUAAGGUUUCUGAGGUCAACAUGCUCGCAGAGCAAUGCAAUGAGAAAAAGGCAGCUUCUGGAGGAAUUGUAAAGUUUGUCACAAUGGUUCCACGCUUUAAACUUAGGUGGGGUGGCAAGGUUUACAGGGUUGAAUUCCUGCUCAAGCGCCUCAAGCAGAUCAAGCUCACCAUGAGUGGAGACUUAUGAAUGAAGCUGACAGAAUGAGUGAUCCAGAUGUUCCUACCCUUGACGUACUGUUAAAAUACUUGCGGCUGUGAUACUAAGAGACAAAUCACUUAGAAGUACCGUUUUGGCUUACUAUGUGGUUUGGGUACUGUCGUUUAGUUACUUCUGUUGGGUAGCGUGACAAGCUAAAUCUUAGUUGAUGAUAAAUGUUGCCUCCCGGCCGACAGAUGCGUGACAAGCUAAAUCUUAGUUGAUGAUAAAUGUUGCCUCCCGGCCGACAGAUAAACAUUGCCUGGUGAAGUGAAGUUCAUGCUGAAAGAACUUGUCUGUUUCGUAUAUGUUGGUUUGAAAUCUGUGGGUUGCAUACUUAUGAUAUAUGAUGAUGGUUUGAAAUA
Molecule: messenger RNA, 1035 nt
Organism: Panicum virgatum (switchgrass)
Lineage: Eukaryota; Viridiplantae; Streptophyta; Magnoliopsida; Poales; Poaceae
Exons: 5
Coding region: 224-661 (145 amino acids)
Source: RefSeq, a predicted model, not a curated record